GGGGACACGAGGAGGAGGAGGAGAAGGAAGACGCCUGCGGGAAAAGUUUGGCUCAACUUGUGUGAAACUUUUCUGUCAUUCAACACCGAAGCGCCGGAGAGGACGGCGCGCACUCCGCGGCGCGCAGCAGGACAUCAAACCACACAGAGCGAAAUGGAUCGACUACUUCAUCUUUCCCUACUGGUGCUUAUCGACGCGUUGCUAUGGCAAUGCUGCCAUACCCAGCAGAGAGGACUUUUCCCAGCUGUGCUGAAUCUGGCUACCAUGGCAGACAUAACAACGAAUGCUACCUGUGGUGAAAAUGGUCCAGAGAUGUUCUGUAAACUGGUGGAGCAUGUGCCCGGUCAGCCUGUGAGGAACCCACAAUGUCGAAUCUGCAACCAACAGAGUCCAAACCCAGUUGAGCAUCAUCCUAUUGAAUAUGCCAUUGAUGGGACCAACCGUUGGUGGCAAAGUCCAUCUAUUAGGAAUGGAAUGGAUUACCAUUAUGUGACAAUCACUCUGGACUUAAAACAGGUUUUCCAGGUUGCUUACAUAAUAAUCAAGGCAGCCAACUCUCCUCGUCCAGGUAAUUGGAUCUUGGAGCGUUCAAUAGAUGGAGUGACUUUUGAACCUUGGCAGUACUAUGCCAUCACAGACACCGAGUGUCUGACAAGGUUCAACAUAAAUCCGCGGACAGGACCUCCAUCUUACACUAGAGAUGAUGAAGUGAUCUGCACGUCGUUUUAUUCAAAAAUUCAUCCUCUGGAGAACGGAGAGAUCCACACAUCUCUGAUCAAUGGGCGGCCCAGUGCAGAUGACCCAUCUCCAACCCUGCUAAACUUUACCUCUGCCCGCUACAUCAGGUUGGUUUUCCAGCGAAUACGAACGCUGAACGCCGACCUCAUGACUCUGACACUCAGGGACCCCAAAGAUAUUGAUUUCAUUGUGACAAGACGGUAUUAUUAUUCCAUUAAGGACAUCUCAGUUGGAGGGAUGUGUAUCUGUUAUGGCCAUGCCAAAGCGUGCCCACUCAACCCUGAUACAAAGAAGUUUAGCUGUGAAUGUGAGCACAAUACAUGCGGGGAGAGCUGUGAUCACUGUUGCCCGGGUUACCACCAGCAGCCAUGGAUGGCGGGGACCUUCCUCACCAGACAUGUCUGUGAAAAGUGCAACUGCCAUAAUAAGGCAGAGGAGUGCUACUUUAAUCAGACUGUGGCUGAUCUAUCACUAAGCCUUGACAUUCAUGGUCAGUAUCGAGGUGGUGGCGUCUGUACUGGCUGCCGGGACAACACAGCUGGAAUCAACUGUCAAAGCUGCAUUUCUGGUUACUACAGACCUUCAACGGUGAGUCCGGAUGAGGAGGACCCCUGCAUUCCAUGCUCGUGUGAUCCACAUGGUUCUAUCAGCCAAACUUGUGUUGCAGAUGAAAGCCAAGCUUCACCUGGUCAGCCAGCAGGGUCAUGCUGGUGUAAGGAAGGUUUCGGAGGUCUGCGAUGUGACAGGUGUGCUAUUGGAUAUAUGGGGUACCCAAACUGUGAGCGCUGUAAUUGCAGUGUGGAAGGAAGCAUCAACUCCGACCCGUGUGUGACCCCAUGUAUAUGCAAGGAACAUGUUGAAGGAGAGAACUGUGAUCGGUGUAAACUUGGUUUCUACAAUCUGCAAGGUAGUAAUCGACGUGGCUGCGAAAAAUGCUUCUGCAUGGGCAUUGCAAGCCAAUGCUCGUCCUCCACUUGGAACUUUGGGAAGGUGACCACUCUGGCUGGCUGGCACCUGCUUGGAGAGACAGGAGGGAGGGUGUGGCCUGUUCACAGAGAGACACCUUCUUAUCUAACGGUCAGACACUCAGAUAUUAUGAACAACCUUGGCUCCGCCUACUACUGGAACGCACCUGAAGUAUAUCUGGGAAACAAGAUUUCAGCCUAUGGAGGAGAUGUUGUAUUCACUGUGUCUUAUACAACACAUGAACAAGAGCAAGAGAAUAUCAGAGUCACCUCAGAGCCUGACCUUAUCAUAGAGGGAGGUGGGAUCAAGCUUAUAGACAAAAGGUUUGGCCAACCAGUAUAUCCAUCCUCGACAAGUACCAAACACAUUGUUCUCCUUCCUGAGAACUUCCUUGUCUCGGAGAUUGAGCAGCCGAUCAGUAGGAGAGAUUUCCUGCUAGUGCUGGCUAAUGUGACGAGUUUAAUGGUGCGGGCCUCAUACAGCACGGAAAUGAGCGCCGUCUACAGGCUUAACUCAUUCUCAAUGCAGGUGGCAGAUUCUUCUGCCAGUGGAAAGAUAGCAUCAGCUGUAGAAAUGUGUGACUGCCCUCCUGGAUAUGGAGGAUUAUCUUGUGAGACCUGUCUCCCUGGUUUUCGGAGGGUCCAUGGUAAACUGUAUAAUGGUGUGUGUGAACCUUGCCAGUGUCACGGACACAGUUUGCAUUGCCAUGAGUUCACAGGGAAUUGCCUGGACUGCAUCCACCACACCACUGGCCAUCAGUGCGAUACUUGUCUACCUGGUUACUAUGGCAAUGCCACCCAUGGGACACCUCAGGACUGUCAGCCAUGUGCUUGCCCACUUACUCUUCCUAGCAACAACUUUAGCCCCACAUGCCACCUUGGUGAAGGAGGAGAGCUGCUCUGUGACCGCUGUCAGCCCGGGUACACAGGGCCAAGAUGUGACAGAUGUUCCAAUGGGUACUACGGCCAACCUAACGUACCAGGAGAAUCCUGCCAACCCUGCAAUUGCAAUGGCAAUCUGGACCUUUCUGUACCAGACAGCUGCGAUCCGAUCACAGGUCAAUGUUUGAGGUGUCGCCAGGGUUACGAUGGCUUGACUUGUGACACCUGCAGUGAUGGUUACUAUGGAGACGCCAUCACUUUAAAGAACUGUCAACCCUGCCACUGCCACACCAAUGGUUCUCUAUCAGAAGUUUGUGACAAGGAAACUGGUCAAUGCCAGUGCAGAGAAAAUGUAGUCGGACUUCAGUGCGAUAAGUGUAAGGCUAACUGGUGGUGGGACGUUGAGCUCCAGGAAUGUAUGCCCUGCCGCUGCAGUCCUUACGGCUCCACGUCUCAGCGCUGUGACACAGAGGGCCGCUGCAUUUGCCGACCUGGCUUUGUCGGCCGACGCUGUAACCUUCGUCGCCUAGGUUACGAGAGGCGGGAGACGCGGCGGCCUAUUGAGAGUCUUCCCAUUGAAGCUGUGCAGCAGAGGUGGGGGGGGACCUCCCGCACAUCAGGGGGUUGUCCCAGGGGAGCUUACAGACCUCAGACAGGGGCUCAGACUCAUGGUGUCACCACAGGUGGAGUGUGUGUUCCAUGUCACUGCAACUCAUUCGGCUCAAAGUCUUUCGACUGUGAUGAAAUGGGUCAGUGUCGUUGUCAGCCAGGUGUCACUGGACCCAAAUGUGACAGAUGCUCAAGAGGAUUCUUCAACUUCCAGGAGGGCGGCUGCACACCCUGCCAGUGCAGUCAUGUGGGAAACAACUGUGAUGCGAAUACUGGACAGUGCAUCUGCCCUCCCAACACAAUUGGUGAGAGGUGUGACCGCUGUGCACCCAACCACUGGGGCCAUGAUAUCACAACUGGAUGUAAGGAGUGUGGCUGCAAUGGGAUCGGCUCAGAGACCCAGCAGUGCAACGUGAACACAGGCUGCUGCAAAUGUCGCGCUUCCUUCAGAGGAGAGAAAUGUGAUGAAUGUCAAAUCGGGUACAGAGACUUCCCUCAGUGUAUUCCGUGUGAGUGCAGUGUUGCAGGUUCGGACUGCGAGACCUGCGACCGGGAGAAAGGAGUAUGUGCCUGUGCGGACCGAACAGGAAAAUGUAGCUGCAAGGAAAAUGUGGAAGGACACAAUUGUGAUCAAUGUAAGUCAGAUACAUUUGGACUAUCUGAAAAAAAUCCUCUUGGCUGCAGCAAGUGCUACUGUUAUGGACUAACACGCUCAUGCACGGAGGCACGAGGACUCAUAAGGAUGUUGUUGACACUGAGGCCAGAGCAGACUGUGCUCCCCCUGGUGGAUAAAUCCAAUACUGUGGAGAAGAGGACAGGAGUUAGCUUCCAGCACCCUGAGAUCCUUGUUCAUGCAGAACUGGUUGCAGGGGCUUUGUCUGAGCCAUACUACUGGAGAUUGCCAGAGCAGUUUACAGGCUCUAUGAUCACAGCCUAUGGAGGGCAGCUGAAAUACGCUGUGUACUACGAGGCUAGAGAUGAAACUGGUCCGUCAUCCUAUGAGCCUCAAGUCAUUAUUAAAGGUGGUCCAAAUCACAACAUUCUAAUAACCCGGCACAUCCCAGGACUUCAGAUUGGUCAGCUCACUCGUCAUGAGAUCGACAUGACAGAGCAUGAAUGGAGGUAUGAAGAUGGCCGGUCUAUGACCCGAGAGGACUUCAUGGAUGUUUUGUUCUACGUGGACUACAUCCUCAUAAAGGCAUCACAUGGCAGUCUGAUGAGACAUAGCCGUAUUUCAGAAAUCAGCUUAACCGUAGCAGAGGAGGGAACGCCGACAGAGCUAAAUGAAAAAGCCCAUCAAAUAGAAAAAUGUGACUGUCCCACUGGAUACUCUGGGCUUUCCUGUGAGGAAUGUGCGGCAGGUUUCUAUCGUCUCCGCUAUGGGUCGCUGGUUUCUGUCCCAGCAUCCAGAGUGCCCACAGCUGCAGGCAUGGGCAGCUGUGUCCAGUGUCAGUGCAGUGGGCAUUCCUCCACUUGUGACCCUGAGACUUCAAUAUGCCAGAACUGCCAAGACAACACAGAGGGGGAUCACUGCGAACGCUGCGCUCCAGGAUUCUACGGCGUCGUCCGUGGUUCUACAGAUGACUGUAAACCUUGUGCCUGUCCCCUUACCAACCCUGAGAAUAAUUUUAGCCCUACAUGUGUGGCAGAAGGUUUUGAUGAUUUCCGUUGUACAGCCUGUCCUGAGGGAUAUGAGGGGAAAUACUGUGAAAGGUGUGCUACUGGUUAUCAUGGUAACCCGACGAUGCCAGGUGGUCGCUGUGAGGAGUGUAAGUGUUCCUCGUGGGGGUCAUUACCAGGACCAUGUAACCCUGUCACGGGCCAGUGCCGCUGCAGGGAUGGGGCUUCUGGAAUCUCGUGUGACCAGUGCAUGGAUAGGCAUGUGUGUGGAGCUUCUGGGAUAAUCUCCUGUGACGAUGAGUGCUCAGGUUUGCUAAUAAGUGACAUGGACCGUCUCUAUCGCAUCAUCACCGAAGUCACUCUGACUACACCCCUUCCACCACCAUAUAAAGUCCUGUACCGCUUUGAGAACAUGACAGACGAGAUCAAGCACAUGUUGUCGCCUCAGAAAGCUCCAGAGAGAUUACUGCAACUGGCCGACUCCAACCUGGGAUCACUGGUGGUUGAGAUGGACCAGCUACAUAGCAGGGCGACUAAGGUGUCCGCUGAUGGCGAGCAGGUAGAUGAUGAUGCAGACAGGAUUCAUAAACGAGCUCAGGACCUGGAGCAGUUCAUUAAAGACACACUGUUGGGAGCUAAAGAUCUCCAAUUCAAGGCUGCAGAGUUGAACAGGACCCUCUCAAGGAAAGAUGGAACCGCAGACAAAAGCCUUACCGAGAUGAAGGAGGAGAUUCAGGCGAUGCUCGCCGAGAUGAGAAAACGACAGCUGGGAGGAAUGAAAAGCAUUGCAGAAGAGGAGGAGGAUCUAGCAGAAGAGUUGUAUCAGAAAGUCAAAAGACUGUUUGGUGACCCUCAUCAAGCCACUGAGGAUUUAAAAGCCGAGAUCAAAGAAAAGCUGUCUGAUCAUGAGAGGAAACUCCAGGAGGCUCAAGAUUUACUGCAUUCUGCCCAAGGAAAGACGAGGCAGGCUGGCUCACUGGCAGAGAGCAACAAAGCCAACCUUACUCUUCUACAGAAAAAGCGAGAUGCAGUCAGCGGUGUGAAACAAGACGCACAAAAGAUCCUUGGAGAAGGAAAUAAUUUACUAGAUGAGGCAAAUCAGCUUUCUGACAACAUCAACAAGGAACUUGAGGAGUUAGAGGGGAUGGAAAGAGAUCUUGAUCCUCUUCAUGCUCAGCUGGAUGACAAAGUUCAGGGACUUGCUGAUGGCUUGAGUGAUGGUAGCGUUGCAGAAAAAGUCGGCGAAGCAGAGGAACAUGCCAAACAGCUGAAUGAGUCUGCUGCCAUUUUAGACGGCAUUUUGGCUGAAGCUAAAAACCUGUCUUUCAAUGCAACUGCUGCUGUCCAUGCUUAUAGUAAUAUUAAAGCCAAUAUUGAUGCAGCAGAGAAAGAGGCAAAGGCAGCCAAACAGAAUGCAAAUGAGGCUCUGUCACUGGUUUUGGGUCCAGAUGUUCCAGUAAAGGAAGCGGCUCAAAUUGCCCUCCAGAAGAGUCAAAUACUGCUGAACAAAGCCAAACAACUUCAGAAUGAUGUUAAAGAAAAUGCAGACAAUGUGGCGGGACUGAAGGGGAGAGUUAAAGCAGCGAGAGACAAAACCAAAGGCCUUCUGACUGCUGUUAAUGGAACCCUGGCUACACUCAACGCUAUGCCCAAUGAUACAUCAUCUAAAUUAGCAGCUACAAAAGCAGUAGCAGCUGAUGCCAAUGCUACAGCAAUAGACGUCCUAGAGCGCCUUGCAGAUCUGAACCUCCGCCUUGGAAACCUGCAGCUGAACUGCAGCGAGUUGGAAGAAACUGUUGACGCAGCCAAUCAGAUGAUCCAGGACCCUGAAAAAAACACAAUCAUCCAUGCUGCAGGAGCUAAAGUGAAGGAUUUGGAGGAUGAAGCCGACAGGCUGCUGGAGAAGCUGCAACCAAUUAAAAAGCUUCAAGACAAUUUGAGGCGGAACAUCUCACAAAUAAAGGAACUGAUCAACCAGGCCAGAAAGCAAGCCAAUUCAAUCAAAGUUUCUGUUUCAUCAGGUGGUGACUGUCUCCGUAGUUAUCGCCCUGAUAUCAGAAAAGGAAGGUACAAUACUAUCAUCCUUCAUGUUAAAACCACCACACCUGAUAACCUCCUUUUUUACCUUGGAUCUGCCAAAUAUGUUGAUUUCUUGGCCCUGGAGAUGCGCAAGGGGAAAGUGAAUUUCCUUUGGGAUGUGGGUUCAGGUGUGGGAAGGGUUGAAUAUCCCCAUCACACAAUCUACGACGGUAAUUGGUACCGGAUAGAAGCGUCUCGUAAUGGUCUGAAUGGUACCAUAUCAGUCUAUCCUUUGGACGGUCCUAUGGCUGGCAUGAUGCCAACACCCGCCAGUGCCAACUCACCCACAGCUUACACCAUCUUAGACGUUGACCAGAACGCCUACCUGUUUGUUGGAGGAAUUCUUGGCACUGCAAAGAAGGCAGAAGCAGUGAAAACAUCAACAUUUACGGGCUGCAUGGGAGAGACCUUCUUGGAUGGUAAACCUAUUGGUUUGUGGAACUACAGAGAGAGACAGGGAGACUGCAAAGGUUGCGUUGUCAGUCCUCAGCGAACCGAUGGUGAGGGGACAGUUCAGCUGGACGGGGAAGGCUAUGCUGCAGUUGGACGACCAACAAGGUGGAACCCAAAUGUUUCCACGAUAACCUUGAAGUUCCGCACUUUCUCCUCUGAUGCUUUGCUCAUGUACCUGGCCACUGAAGACAUGAAGGACUUCCUAUCUCUGGAGCUGUCAGAAGGGAAGGUGAGGGUGAAUUUUGACCUUGGAUCAGGGGUUGGUAGUGCCACAUCAGCUAACCGCCACAAUGAUGGACGCUGGAAAGCUCUCACCAUGUCAAGGAACAAAAAACAAGCUGUUGUGAUUGUCGUGGAUAUCAGCCAAGGUACUGAGGAAAAGAUUGUGGCCAUAUCCAAGGGUUCGGCUACUGGUCUUAAUCUGAAGGAAAAUCAGAAAAUAUAUUUUGGUGGUCUGCCAACGAUUGGAAACUACAGCAUGGCAGCCAGGUCAGAGGUGAUUCUGAAAAGGUAUGCAGGUUGUCUCAAAGACAUAGAAGUCUCCAGAACUCCAUAUAAUCUUCUAAGCAGCACUGAUUAUACAGGGGUUACUAAAGGAUGUAAUGUCGAGAAACUCUACACAGUGAGUUUUAGUAAACCAGGAUACAUGGAGCUGGAUGGCCUUUCUUUUGCAAUCAAUACGGAGAUCAGCUUGUCUUUCAGCACUCUAUCAGACACUGGGAUUAUAUUGCUGGCAGUAGGAGGGACUUCACCAAUCAGCAAAGAGCCUCGCCGUCCAAACUUAAAUUCAAAGAGAAGACGAAGACAGUCAGGAGAGCCCUACCUUUUAGUUAUGCUUAACAAAGGCUCUCUGGAGGUCCUCAUAAAUACUGGCAGUCAUACUCAGCGUCGUGUCGUCAGGCGGCCUGACCAAGGAAACCUGAAUGACGGCAGGGAGCAUUCCCUGCGCAUAGAAAGGCUGGCUGGAAGGUCCUUUGCAGUCCAGGUGGAUGAGGAACCCAAGAGAGAAGCAGGGCUUCCAAACGACCAGCCAAUGAGGCUGCGGCACAUUUUCCUUGGUGGUAUUCCACCAGAGGUGGAGCGGACAUCUAACAGAGUCAACAUCCCAUUCAAAGGAUGCAUAUGGAACCUUAUGGUUAAUUCAAUUCUCUCAGAUUUCUCUCAGCCUGUUUCCUUUGAAAAUGCCGAAAUUGGUCAGUGUCCAAACCUCGCUCCUCCACCACCUCCCCCUCCUCUACCAGAAGAAGAGAAAACGGAGGAAAAGAAAAUGGAUUUAAAACCACUCCAUCCUACAGUCCCCCCAGCUCCUGGAACACCACCUCCUAGUGGUCCAGAGGAGGCCACACCCCCUGUCCCAGCUGCUGCCACACCCAUCUCGCCUGCUGCUGUAGCAACACCCACUGCUAAUCUGGAUCCCAUUAUAGACCCGGACUCGUGUGCAUCAGCUGUGGCCCCGACAUCACUCGAAAAGGCAUAUCAGUUUGGACUGACCAGGAAUAGUCACAUGAGCUUCGCCUUUGAUGACACUAAAGUCAGAGAGAGGCUGCUGUUGGAGUUUGAGCUGAGGACAAAAGAGCUUUCUGGCCUUGUGCUCUAUAUGGCGAGAAUAAACCACGCAGACUUUGUUUCCAUCCAGAUCAAGGAGGGACAAGCUUGUCUUGGUUACGAUCUUGGUCAUGGAAACAUCUCUGGUUGCGUUCCCUUCUCCAUAAAUGAUGGUAACUGGCACAAUAUCCGUGUGACACGUACCAAGCAGAGAGCUGUGCUGGCAGUUGAGCGUAAAUAUACAAAACAGUUGUUUAGUCCAAAGACGGCGGACCUUUUAGAUGUGGUUGGAAUGGUGUAUGUUGGUGGAUUACCACAGAAUUACACCACAAAGCGCAUAGGACCAAUCGUCUACAGUAUUAAUGGAUGUAUCCGGAACUUAAUGAUGAGCGGAGGUCCUGUCAGCGCUAGGUCAGCUCCAGCAGUAAUUGAAGACUUUAAACUGGACAUGUCUGCACCCAACUCCAGUCACAUGGUUGGACGAUGUUUUGUUGCUACUGAAACAGGAACCUAUUUUGAUGGCUCUGGAUAUCUGAAAGCAGUAUCCUCCUAUAGAGUGGGUCUGGACGUGUCAAUAGCACUUGAGUUUCGAACCAGCAAAACCAGUGGAGUUCUCUUGGCAGUCAGUAACCAAGGCAAUGAUGGACUGGGUUUGGAAAUCGUCGAAGGCAAGCUGCUUUUCCACGUUGACAACGGAGCUGGCAGAAUCACUGCAGAGCAUGUGCCUACAGGCAAGAGCUUCUGUGAUGGCCAGUGGCACAGCGUCACUGCCAACAAGCUUCGCCACAGGCUGGAGCUGGUGGUCGAUGGGGAAAAGAGCCAAGCACAGUCUCCGAAUGCUCGCUCCAACACCUGUGAUACCAACGACCCCAUCUAUGUUGGAGGAUAUCCUGCUGGAGUUCGGCAGGCAGCUCUUUCUACCAGCUCUUCCUUCAGGGGCUGUAUGAGGAACCUGAAGAUCACUAAGGCUUCUAAGACCAUGGAUGUGCAGUUUAACAAGGCCCUGGAGAUUAAAGGAGUCCAGCCUCUAUCCUGCCCUGCUGGAUCUGCCUAAUGCUACCAUUUUCAUCCAGUAAUACCUUUCACAAAAGCUACUUUUAUCCUAUAAAGCAUGGAGUUUAUUACAUUUAGGCAAGAUCUGUGUUUGAAGCUUGACUGAAACCCCACAUCCCUCUCUUUGGUACAAGUAGUUUAAAAUACCAAAAGCUGUUAAACGUUCAAUGGAUCUGUUUUAACACUUCUUUUAAAGGAGAUAAGGCAUAAGAUUCCUUUAAGCCCCACAAUCUUAAUCUGCUGAGCCUCAACUAGGGCUUUAACCCAUUUGAUGUAUCUAUUGGCGUCAGCGUCCUUAUUACAGUGUUAUUCAUGAAGCAGGUGGCACACUUAUAAAGUCAGUGUUGCGCAGUUAAAUUAUAGAAGUGUGUGUUGGGCAGCAAUGGA
Messenger RNA from Cyprinodon variegatus (sheepshead minnow), 10331 nucleotides. It is a transcript of the gene lama2, whose product is annotated as laminin subunit alpha 2. The transcript has 75 exons. NCBI's taxonomy places the organism in Eukaryota, Metazoa, Chordata, Actinopteri, Cyprinodontiformes, Cyprinodontidae. Gene Ontology annotation, molecular function: signaling receptor binding; extracellular matrix structural constituent. Gene Ontology annotation, cellular component: basement membrane. Bases 154 to 9945 code for a protein of 3263 amino acids. Gene Ontology annotation, biological process: regulation of embryonic development; regulation of cell migration; axon guidance. The record is from RefSeq and is a predicted model, not a curated record.